CUCUCUCUCUCUCUCUCUUUAUUUGCUACCUUACUGUCUGCUAAAAGAGACCUCGCAUGCAGUUUCGCAUCUCUCCCUGAAACAACUCUCUCAGAAUCUUUUGCUUUCCUUCAAAUCCCCAAGUUCCCCCGAAAUUAUGCCUCUCUCUCUCGGAUUCUGAUUCUUAGUUAAUUAGGGUUUGGAGUUGGAGAUUAUUGCCGUUGAAUUUUGUGCUUCUUCGCAAGCUUGAAGUCAUGAAUUGAGUGAGGCCCCAAUAACCGGGAUUUCUUAAAAAGCGUGGCACUGAAGUUAGGGUUUGGCACAUUACGAGAGGCGAAAGAUAAGAGGUAAUAUCGAUGGAGAAGUACGAGCUGGUGAAGGACAUAGGGUCUGGGAACUUCGGAGUGGCCAGGCUUAUGCGCGAUAAAGAGACGAAAGAGCUCGUCGCCAUGAAAUACAUCGAACGGGGACACAAGAUUGACGAGAAUGUGGCGAGAGAAAUCAUAAAUCACAGAUCGCUCUGCCAUCCAAACAUUAUUCGGUUCAAGGAGGUGGUUUUGACUCCUACCCAUCUCGCUAUUGUCAUGGAGUACGCGGCAGGUGGAGAGCUAUUUGAGCGAAUUUGCGCUGCUGGAAGAUUUAGCGAAGAUGAGGCUAGAUAUUUUUUCCAGCAGCUUAUUUCUGGAGUGUGCUACUGUCAUUUUAUGCAAAUAUGCCAUAGAGAUUUGAAGCUGGAGAACACCUUGCUGGAUGGAAGCCCUGCUCCACGUCUGAAGAUUUGUGAUUUUGGUUAUUCAAAGUCAUCUCUGCUACAUUCAAGACCCAAAUCAACCGUUGGAACUCCAGCGUAUAUUGCACCUGAGGUUCUUUCUCGGAGAGAGUAUGAUGGCAAGUUGGCGGAUGUAUGGUCAUGUGGAGUGACUCUUUAUGUUAUGCUGGUGGGAGCAUACCCAUUUGAGGAUCCCCAAGACCCAAAGAAUUUCAGGAAAACCAUCAACCGAAUAAUGGCUAUUCAGUACAAGAUUCCAGACUAUGUUCACAUAUCUCAAGAUUGUAAACAACUUCUUUCUCGCAUUUUUGUUGCAAAUCCUCUAAGGAGGAUCACCAUUAAAGAAAUCAAGAGCCAUCCGUGGUUUUUAAAGAACUUGCCAAGGGAACUAACAGAAGCAGCUCAAGCCGUGUACUACAAGAAAGAGAAUCCUAGCUUUUCACUUCAACCUGCGGAAGAUAUAAUGAAAAUUGUCAAAGAGGCCAAAGUUCCUCCUCCAUCUUCCCGAUCUAUUGGAGGCUUUGGCUGGGGAGGAGAAGAAGAUGGUGACGGCAAGGAAGAAGAUGCUGUUGCUGAGCAGGAGGAAGAAGAAGACGAGUAUGAGAAGAAAGUCAAGGAGGCACAGGAAAGUGGAGAAGUUAAUGUCAGUUAAGACCAACUAUUGCCUCUUAAUUAUUAGAGACCUAAAGAGUUUGAGCUCUUAAAUCUCCUUUGAUUUCAUAAUGGUUUCUUAUUUGUAUAAAAGUCCAGUUUUCUGCUUAGGUCAUGGUGUUUAAUAAAUGUUUGUAAAUUUAUAGUGUCGUGGUCUCAGCACUUGAACUUUAAGGGAAUGUUACUCUUGUCCUAUUACUAUUAUCCUGGAAAGAUUGGGAUUUGAAAAUACUUUUGUGA
Messenger RNA from Juglans regia (Persian walnut), 1639 nucleotides. Its product is annotated as serine/threonine-protein kinase SRK2A. Gene Ontology annotation, molecular function: ATP binding; protein serine/threonine kinase activity. Gene Ontology annotation, biological process: protein phosphorylation; intracellular signal transduction. Lineage: Eukaryota; Viridiplantae; Streptophyta; Magnoliopsida; Fagales; Juglandaceae. The transcript is spliced from 9 exons. Bases 336 to 1400 code for a protein of 354 amino acids. The record is from RefSeq and is a predicted model, not a curated record.